Oldenlandia corymbosa var. corymbosa is the source of this 3033-nucleotide messenger RNA. Lineage: Eukaryota; Viridiplantae; Streptophyta; Magnoliopsida; Gentianales; Rubiaceae. The record is from the annotation of a GenBank genome assembly.
AUCCCUAGUUAUAUUUAACGACCCCAAAUCAAGGAAAUAAGCUCCCCCCCAAAAAAAUGUUUGUUUUUUUUGGCCAGAAAACACUCUCUUCUCAUCACCAGCUUUAUUUCUGCCCCCACUUUAUAAUAAAGUUAAAGUGUGAGAAUAAAAAGAGCAAUAUCAGAGAGACAAUAAUAGUAUUUACAAUAGAUAUAUUAUGAAAGGGGAGAUGGAAAGAGAAGAAAAAAUUAAAAAACACAAACACCCAAAGCUCUCUCAACCCCACAAGUAUGAAAUACUACAACUUUGUUGACAAAGACUUCAUUUCUGGUUUUUCCUUCUUUCUUUUGAUGAGCUAGCCUAGCCCUCCUCUCUCGUCUGAUGAGAAAGCAACCACAAAAAACCCUGAAACCGAAAAAAGCUUCAACAAAAGAAAGGCUUGUUUUGGUGCUCAAACAAGGAAAGAUUACAAAGUGUGAGAGAAAAGAAAAGCACAGCUAGCAAAAGGGUUUUGUUAUUUGUUGCUGUUGUUUCUGCUUGCUAGGCAGAAAUGAUUCGAGGAGAAAAAAAACAGCUGAAUCAAUAGUUGUUGUUAAUUACCCAGUAGUACUAUAUAUUUUCCCAAAUGAUGGCAGGAAACCCUAACUGGUGGAGCAUGAUGAAUGGCAUGCAUCCACAGCCUCAUCAUCAUCAGCAGUUGAUCCCAAGUGCUAAUACUAAUAAUAAUUCUAGUGCUAAUAAUACUAGCUAUAAUCAGUUUUCUAGUACUCCUCCUCCUCUUCUUCCUCCUGGCCAGUAUAAUUUGUUCGGUGGAUCUUCUUCUCUUGACCAUCAUCCUAACCAAGACUUUCCUCGCUCAUGGAGCCAAUUACUUCUGUAAAAUUUCUUACUACUUUUAGCUUAUAUUUUGAUCAUAUAUUUACUUCUGUUUAGCAUCAGUCCUUUCAUCACCUUUCUUAGCUGUCUACAUAUAUUCUUCCAGCAAAGUUGGCUUCUUUUUUUUAUAUAUAUAUGAGUGUGUUUUUUCAAAGUUUAACUUUUUCACUAUGUGCCUUUAUUUUUUCAAGUUUCUCCAUUGGUAAAUCACAAAUUUUGAGACUUUUAAGUCAUGCCCACUUGAUUAAUAAUUUAAAUCAUGAUUACAUUCUGCAGAGGUGGGCUGGGAGCUAACAAUAAUGAAGGCCAUGAUUCAAGGUUUGUUGGAAGCAGCCCUUUUCAUCAUCAGAACAAGAAGUUGGAAAACUGGGAAGACCUACAAAUUUUGAGUCCAAGUCUGAAGGUUUCUGUUGGUGGUGGUGGUAGCAAUGAUCAUGUUAAACAAGAAGUUGCUCAAACUAACCUAAUCUAUGGUAGUAAAGCUUCUUCUGCAGAUGAGGAAUUUCAAGCUGCUGCUUCUAAGCCACCACCAGCUUGGUCACAAGUUGUGCCUGCUUCUUCACCUACCUCUUGUGUUACAAGUUUAAGCAGUAACUUACUCAACUUCUCUGCUAGUAGCAAACCCGAAGCCAGAAAUCAACAUCAGGAAGCUUCAUCCGAGUGCAACAGCUCGACAACAGGCAGUGUACAUAAGAAGCCUAGGAUUCAACAUUCCUCAGCUCAACCAGCUCUAAAGGUUAGGAAGGAGAAGCUAGGGGACAGAAUUACAGCCCUCCAUCAACUUGUUUCCCCAUUUGGAAAGACUGACACUGCUUCUGUCUUAUCAGAGGCCAUUGGUUAUAUCAGAUUCCUUCAAGCCCAAAUUGAGGCACUUAGCUUGCCGUACAUGGGUAAUGUAGCAGGAGGAAGCAUGGGUCAGCCUCACCAGCAACAACAUUCUGUAAGUACUAAUAUAAUUUUUGCAACCCAAAAAAAAAAAAAAAACGUAAAAAUCUUACAAAUAUAUUCAGUUAUUCACAACAUGCGCAGCAUCUUCACAUUUUCCUAUGCCAAAAAAAAAAAAAAGGAUCAAAAGAUCCUCAUUUCUUUCUCCAUCUGUCUUUCAACCUUAUAGUACACUAUACACGUGUGUCAGUCUGACUGAAUUAACAGUAUUGGAUUGGAUUCUUGAGUUAGAAUAAAUUAGGGUAGGGGUUAAUCCAGAUUAAAUUAGAGCAUUCCAUCGAAGAAAGAAUAAGAUUCUUGCUUUAUCAUAAGGAAUUGUUUAUUUCGUUAUUCAUUUCUACUACUGAAGAAUAGCGCCCUGGCAGGCAUGCUUUAUUGGAUCCAUUGCUCUUUCUUUUUAGCUUUAAAAAGUCAUUCGUACUAACAAAGUCAUGAUCACGGGGGCAAAAAAAUAAGGGGCUUUUGAUAGUUCUGUAAAAACCAAAGUCAUGCUUUAAUCAUUUGAUCGUAAGCUUUGCAUAAUCUUUAACGUUGUAGCUUGGUAGACGGCCGGUAUGUAAUCCCUCCAAAAGCGAGGACUUAAUGAUGAGUUUUUUUUUUUUUUAUGAUGAAUAAAAUUAUUUCAAUACGAAACAAUUUAGAGUCGGUUGGAAAUGGUUGAAUUAAUAGUUUGUUGAUUAAAUACAUAUAUUUAUUAAUUUACAGGAUGUUCAAGAUCUCCCAAGGGACUUGAGGAGUAGAGGGUUAUGCCUGGUUCCGAUAUCUUGCACUCAACACGUCGGAAACGAAACCGGAGCCGACUACUGGGCUCCGGCUCUCGGCGGAGGAUUCUGACCGGUGCGGUGCGUGGCUUUCAAAAAGUAACCCUCAUGGGAGUGAUAUAACAUCAAGAGCAGUCAUUCUUAAAAAAAAAUGACAAGAUUUGACUGCUCUUGAUGCUACUAUGCAUGCUAUGAGGGACAAAAAGAAAUUUGAGAUGAUGAUGAUGAUCAUAUAUAUAUUACACAAAAUAUAUAUGAUUCUUUCUAUGUUAUCAUUUCUGUAUUACUGUUGUUAGAAAUCAAGAAGAAUUUAGCUUAGCUAGAGAGCUAGCUUCCUCUCGUGUGUUAUGUAUAUUUUGUGGACGCACUUCUAUUUGGGAAGAUCAUCAAAUCCAUCGUGAAAUAUUCUCAUGCUGUGAUCAAUAUGGUGCACGUUCGUUCCAGUUGACUUCUUUGGAAGCUAUAACAUGUU